AUGUCCAACGACAUCCUCACCCAACUACAAACCUGCUACGACCAGCUUCUCACUCAGUGCUUUUCGACCAUCUCCUACCUCUCUCAACGCCAUCCAAUCAUCGCCCCAGACGCUGAUCCCAACGACCCCUACACCAACCCACCUGCGACAGGAGGGCCUUCGCAAACGCCCAAUCCCGAUGGCACGCCAAUGUCCGCUAUUCAACCUGGUCGAGAAGAUACGGAGCGCGCUCCUUAUCCGCUUCGACCUGUGUUACCAUCUACAUUCUCUGCCGCACAGCGAGAACUGGCCGAGGAUCUUGUGCAGAAAGCUCAACAGAUAGACACGUUGAUUUCACGGCUGCCGGGGAUUGGCCGAGAUGAGGAGCAACAACGACGCGAGAUCGAGAUAUUGAAUCAAAAGGUCAGAGCCAUGGAGGAGAAACGAAAGGCUAAACGAAGAGAAAUGAGAGACUACGUAAAGAGGCUGGACGAUGUAAUCCUCGGCAUGUCUCAAAGCCUUAAUUACCAUGAGGCCAAUCGACCAACCCCUUGA
Messenger RNA from Exophiala aquamarina CBS 119918, 534 nucleotides. RefSeq lists its product as uncharacterized. Gene Ontology annotation, molecular function: transcription coregulator activity. Bases 1 to 534 code for a protein of 177 amino acids. The record is from RefSeq and is a predicted model, not a curated record. Gene Ontology annotation, cellular component: mediator complex. Gene Ontology annotation, biological process: regulation of transcription by RNA polymerase II. Lineage: Eukaryota; Fungi; Ascomycota; Eurotiomycetes; Chaetothyriales; Herpotrichiellaceae. The transcript has a single exon.